This is a messenger RNA of Penicillium brevicompactum, 1596 nucleotides long. Its product is annotated as sugar porter family MFS transporter. The record is from RefSeq and is a predicted model, not a curated record. Gene Ontology annotation, biological process: transmembrane transport; carbohydrate transport. The coding region runs from base 1 to 1596 and encodes 531 amino acids. The transcript has 8 exons. Gene Ontology annotation, molecular function: carbohydrate:proton symporter activity. NCBI's taxonomy places the organism in Eukaryota, Fungi, Ascomycota, Eurotiomycetes, Eurotiales, Aspergillaceae. Gene Ontology annotation, cellular component: membrane.
AUGACUCAGUCAGCAACAACUGGGAGGAAGCCAUACUUUGGGCUGACCGGAGGAUGGCUGACCGUUUGGUUGACGAUCGCAUGUGCGACGGAUAUGACACUGUUUGGUUAUGAUCAGGGAGUCUUCAGUGGUGUGGUAGUAACACAGGACUUCUUGGAGGUCCAUGAUCUAGUUGGCCCGUCGAAGACAUCAACACUCUCAACCGUGACUGCAAUCUAUGACAUUGGUUGCUUCAUCGGAGCCAUUGUUGCAUUCACUGCUGGAGAGCGCCUUGGUCGAAAGAAGGCAAUUCUUCUUGGAACAAUCAUCAUGUCCGUGGGAACAAUUCUUCAAGCCAGCUCCUUCAGCCUCCCACAAAUGUUCGUGGGCCGAAUCAUUCUCGGUAUCGGCAACGGUAUUAAUACUUCGAGCGCACCGAUUUGGCAGACCGAGACCGCCCCUGCGAAGUGGAGAGGCAAGCUUGUCAUGCUCGAGAUGGUGAUGAACAUCGCUGGAUUUGCCGCGGUGAAUUGGAUCAAUUACGGUCUCUCAUUCAACAGCGGCGCUAUUGCUUGGCGACUUCCUAUUGCUCUGCAAUUCCUCUUCAUCAUCAUUCUCUUUGCGACUGUCCCGUGGCUCCCCGAGUCCCCUAGAUGGCUCAUGGCCCAUGGUCACGAGAUUGAGGCUCUCCAAGUACUCGCUUGUCUCGAAGACAAGGAUAUCAACGAUCCAUACAUUUCCGUCCAGCGCAACGAGAUCGAGUAUAGCAUUCACUAUGAACGCGAAAACGCUAUCAGAUGGUCUCAAUUGUUGUUCAACUGGAAGAAGAAUAACUCCACAAAAACCAUGCGACGUCUGGUUCUAGGUGCUGGAACGCAGUUCAUGCAGCAGUUCCAAGGCAUCAACAUCAUGUCUUAUUACUUGCCGACCGUGCUUAUUAAUGCUGUUGGUUUGUCGAAUCAUAUAGCACGACUGCUUACUGCCUGCAAUGCGAUCUCAUAUUUGCUAUUUACGUGUCUGUCAGUUCCCUUGGUUGAAUACUGGGGACGACGAACCCUUAUGCUUCUUUCGACAUUUGGCCAAUUUUUGGCAUUCUUAAUUAUCACGAUCUUGCUGCGAUUUGCCGAAAACAAGCCCAAGGGCUCUCCGGUCGCGUCCGCCUCGAUCGCUUUCUUCUUCUUCUAUUAUAUUGCAUUCGGAAUCGGCAUGCUUGGCAUUCCCUGGCUCUACCCCACCGAGAUUAGCUCUCUUUCAAUGCGUACCAAGAGUACUGCAGUGGCUACCGCUACGAAUUGGAUUUGCAACUUCGUUAUUGUGGAAAUCACUCCCAUUGGCAUCCAGAAUAUUGGAUGGAAAUUUUGGAUUGUCUGGACGGUGUUCAAUGCUGCCUUUAUUCCAGUGAUCUACUUCUUCUACCCAGAGACAGCGAACCGCACUCUCGAGGAUAUCGACACAUAUUACCGAUCGGACCCUGGCCUUAUUGUGACUAGAGACCCUGACGCGGUGUGCAGCAAGCGCCCUAUGAAGUACAUCGAGCAUGAGCAGUUUGAGAUGAAGAAGGCCUCGAACCAUGGCGGUGGCAAUACCGACAAGGGUUAUGUGGAGCAUGCAGAGUAG